GUUCCUCUCUCAGUGUCGAGAUCACCAGAGGGAGGCAUUAAAUUGCUCUUCCCAGGAGUCAGAUCUGUUGUACCUGAGGAGACCAAGCUGGCGCAGCUUGAGCGCUGUGGGCAAGUCUGACCAGGCCCCAUCUCACUCCUGCCUGUGUUUGCCUUGCAGCUGUGUAAAUGAGUAUGGAAGAUUAUGAUUUCCUGUUUAAAAUUGUUUUAAUUGGCAAUGCUGGCGUGGGGAAGACGUGCCUAGUCCGACGAUUCACUCAGGGUCUUUUCCCCCCAGGACAAGGAGCCACGAUUGGAGUUGAUUUUAUGAUUAAGACGGUGGAGAUUAAUGGUGAAAAAGUCAAGCUUCAGAUCUGGGACACAGCAGGUCAAGAAAGAUUUCGGUCCAUUACCCAGAGUUACUACCGAAGCGCCAAUGCCUUGAUCCUCACCUAUGACAUAACCUGUGAGGAAUCCUUCCGUUGCCUUCCUGAGUGGCUGCGGGAGAUAGAACAAUAUGCCAGCAACAAAGUCAUCACUGUGCUAGUGGGCAACAAGAUUGAUCUGGCUGAAAGGAGAGAGGUCUCCCAGCAGAGAGCUGAAGAAUUCUCAGAAGCUCAGGACAUGUAUUACUUGGAGACCUCAGCCAAGGAAUCUGAUAACGUGGAGAAACUCUUCCUUGACUUAGCGUGCCGCCUCAUCAGUGAAGCCAGGCAGAACACACUUGUAAACAAUGUAUCCUCGCCCUUACCCGGAGAAGGGAAAAGCAUCAGCUAUUUGACUUGUUGUAAUUUCAACUAAAGGCUGAGGCAAGGAGAAGCAAGAGGAAUCAGCAGCUGCCCCGAUGGGCCCCAAAUUGCUGGGGGAGAUCUGGUGAUGACUGUGGCUCCUGCUCUCAGACCUUCUGACUCCCGUGGGAUCCAGAGCUUACAGAGCAUGGCAGGCCGAAGGCUUUGUCCACAGGCCAGCAUUAGCAGAACAUAUAAUGGUUUCACCCUUUUGCAGUCAGGAGUUGGAGCAAGGAGAAAAUUGCACUAGGCGCUCCGUGAUCUGCAGAGCAUGUUGCUUUUGUUCUUU
Molecule: messenger RNA, 1055 nt
Organism: Enhydra lutris kenyoni (northern sea otter)
Lineage: Eukaryota; Metazoa; Chordata; Mammalia; Carnivora; Mustelidae
Product: RAB30, member RAS oncogene family
Exons: 4
Coding region: 168-779 (203 amino acids)
Biological process (GO): Rab protein signal transduction
Cellular component (GO): trans-Golgi network
Molecular function (GO): GTPase activity; GTP binding
Source: RefSeq, a predicted model, not a curated record